UCAUCCCAUGUUGCGACAUCAAGGCAGUUCAUUGUCGUAGAGAUACUUCCAUCAACGCCUUGCCUUGACCCGUCCUCCCCAUCUCUGAUGCUUCAUCAGGUCGAUUGGAAGCAAAGCGCUCGAACCGCUACGUACCUUACUUGAUAUGACGAACCAAGAUAUCUCGCACUGCAUCACCACAUUUCGAGUGGCCCGGCCCCAUCGGAUCGUCCGUCAUCGGCCAACCGUGUCUUGCUCCACCUGUCGGGCACGGAAGUUGAAAUGCGAUAGGCAGCAGCCUUGUGGCACAUGCCAGAAACGAGGCCACGAGAACUCGUGUCGCUACGAGCCUGCCCCGAAGCAGCACCUCGUAUCCUCUUCCAUUGGUGGCGACAAUCAGAACCGAAUCAGAAUCGAGCUGAGGCAGAUGCAACAUGUGCUUCAAGGUCUUCUCAACCAAUCUGGGCAAACCCAAGCCCAAGCCCAGCCGAUCCAACCCGGCAACCAGGUGGAGAUUCCUUGCCGUCAAUUGAUGGAGAGUAUCAAACGUAUUCAGGACACAUUGGAAGACGACGGCUGCUCUAGAGCCCUGACUACUACCAUGGACGAACCACGUGCUCCGGACCUGGUAUUCUCAUCCUUUAGGAAAGCUACCCUGAGAGAUAUCAUGGCAGCCUUGCCGUCCCGCCAAGUUGCCGACAGAACAGUAACUGCCUACUUCAACGCCAAGCAUAUGACCGUUCCUUUUAUCCACACGCAUCAAUUCAGAAGGCAAUAUGAGGCUUUCUGGAGUGAACCCGCCGCCGCGGACCUCUUGUGGGUCAGCAUCCUCUUCUCAGUUAUGGCCAUCGGGGCUGUCGUCCUCGGUGCAAAGGUUGCAUCUACCUCUGAUCCGCAUCACCCUUCGGUCUACGUCACCAUGUCAGCACGGUGUCUCGUCGCAGGCCAGUACCAGAAAGCUGCAGAGUUCUCAGUUGAAGCCUUGGUUGUGCAUAUCCACGCGCGCUCUAUCCAAAGAAGCAACGAAGACGUAGACUUGUCUCAACUGCAAGCAUUGGCUCUCCGCUUGGCACAAUGGCGAUGCUAUCAUCGAGAGGGAGAGAAACUUAUGCCGACUGUGACACCUUUCGAGGCAGAGAUGAGACGCCGGGUGUGGUAUGUAAUCCAAUACUACGAUGUGCUCUACUCCCUCGAGCAGGGGCUGCCACCGCUUAUUCACGAGGACACAUUUUCUACCCGUCAUCCGACAAAUGUCACCGACGAUGACUUUGACGAACAUGUCGACUACUUGACGGCUCGACCGAUAGGAGAAGCUCAACCCAUGCUUCCCUGUGUCUGUAUCUCUCAUCUCCUGCCAAUACUGCGACGCAUUAUUCGCCAUGCUCUGGGUCUCAAGCCGUGUACCUACUCGGACGCCAUGACUCUCGAGGCCGAACUGGAGACGUGGUACGCAUCCAUACCGCCUUGCUUACGCAUUCGCCCCAUUAAAGAAACCUCUUUCACGGACCCGAACCACACUGUCAUGCAACGCAUCAUGCUCGAACUCAUCUACAUCAUGGGAACCGUCCUCCUGUACCGCCCGUUCCUCGACCUGAUGGCAUUGAAGGACCCCGAGUGUCAGGUGGCGCUCAAUGUCUGCCGGAGGCUGGCUGUGCGAUCUGUCGGGGUCUAUGUCGAGGUCGAUUGUGAAAUGCAGAAAGGUGGAAGGCUAUACGACGAUCAGCCCGUCGCCUCGGGCUUGUCGAUGAAUGACUUCCUGAUGACGACGAUAGUGGCACCCCUCGAGUUCUUUGACUGUUCAAACCUGCCGCCAGAUGAAAAAGCUUCCAUCAUCAACCUGCUUCGCACCGCCACGCAUCUGUGGUCCAAGAGAUCAGUCACAUCUACGCAUGCCCGCGAAAGCACGAGACUGCUCCGGCUCAUUGCAGCAAAGGCUCAAACGGCCAGCCAAGAACGAUGUCAAGUCCCAUACCCUAUUUCAAGCUCGUCCGUCGCUGCCGCAACAGAAACAGAGCAUGUGGCGCUGCAGCAAGCUUCCAGCGGCGAAGGUCAGGUACAUGAUCCCGCCUACACACCUACAUCAUCACCAUCUUUCACAAUGUCAGGCCUUACCAUCCCCGAAACUACCACUGCGCUCGUUCUCCCCGCUUUCAACGAGCCGCUCAUUUUGGAAAAGACCCCAACUCCAAAGACUACAUCUGUCGGGUCGGUCCUGGUCCGCGUCCUGAGCACUUCCGUCCGGCCACACAACCGUGCCGGUUUCUCUGGGAAAAGCCCCCUCUCUCUGCCCGUCCCGUACAACCCGGGGGACAGCGGCGUUGGGCGUGUUGUCGCUGUUGGACCCGAUGCCGUAGCGAUCAAGCCGGGCCAGCUCGUGUAUCUCAAUGGCUUUUACCUCGCCCGAGACGACCCGGAGGGCACCCGAGUUCUGACCGGCCUUCAUGACGGCUUUGGCGACCCAGGACAGGCCAAGCUGUUCAAGCAGCUGGGUGGCCUAUGGAGAGAUAUGGCCAUGGUCCCAUUGGAGAACGCGAUCCCCCUCAACGAGAAGCUUUUGGUCAAGGAGCUGGGUUACUCUUUUGGAGAUCUCAACUACAUCCAGCGCCUUUCCGUUGCCUACGGUGGCGUCCGCGCUGCGGAUCUCCGCGCCGGGGGGACCGUCAUCGUGGCACCGGCCACUGGUCACUUUUCCGGUGCCGUCGCCGAGAUUGCCGCCCAGAUCGGCUGCAAGGUCAUCGCGCUCUCGCGAUCGGCGUCCAAGCUGGAGCCGCUCACGAGUCGCCACCCCCGCAUCGCCGCCCUUGAACUUUCCGGCGACGAAAAGAAGGAUGUUGCGGCCAUCCAGGCGCUGGCCCCGGGGGGCGCGGAUGCCUACAUUGACGUCUCGCCACCCUCCGCCACGGCUUCGCCUCAUCACCUGACGGUGUCUCUCGCCGCUCUCCGCCCGUUCGGCCGUGCCGUUCUCCUGGGCAUGAUGUUCGACGUAAAGGUCAACUACAUGAGCCUGAUGGCUCGCAACGUCACCAUCAAGGGACAGCACAUGUAUACUCGCGCGGAGCUGGUCUCUCUGGUCAUGAUGAUCGAGACCGGGGUUAUCAAGCUGGGCAAGGAUGCUGGGCAUGAGAUUGUUGACAGGGGUUUUUCACUAGAGGAAUGGGAGGAAGCUAUCACUGUUGCGGAGAAGGCCACGAGCUGGGGACAGCAGGUAUUAAUCUACCCCUAGGCAUAUCACAUGAUCGAGGUGAUACUUCAGGCGUUGAUACAAUACCUGACCCCCAUGCGGGCGUUGGGUGGCCGGGCUGCGAGGUAUCCUCGUAGAUCAAGAAAUACGGCAUACGAUUUAUAGAG
Microdochium trichocladiopsis is the source of this 3327-nucleotide messenger RNA. RefSeq lists its product as uncharacterized. Gene Ontology annotation, molecular function: DNA-binding transcription factor activity, RNA polymerase II-specific; DNA binding; zinc ion binding. The record is from RefSeq and is a predicted model, not a curated record. NCBI's taxonomy places the organism in Eukaryota, Fungi, Ascomycota, Sordariomycetes, Xylariales, Microdochiaceae. Gene Ontology annotation, cellular component: nucleus. The transcript is spliced from 3 exons. The coding region runs from base 146 to 3202 and encodes 1018 amino acids. Gene Ontology annotation, biological process: regulation of DNA-templated transcription; DNA-templated transcription.